Messenger RNA from Durusdinium trenchii, 1287 nucleotides. Lineage: Eukaryota; Dinophyceae; Suessiales; Symbiodiniaceae. The record is from the annotation of a GenBank genome assembly.
AUGAUUCAGUCCUACACUGAGACCCGCGCCUCCUUCUUUUUCUUCUUCGUGUACCUGGUCAUUUGCCUUUACUUGCUGCAAAACGUGCUCCUCGCUGCGGUGUAUGAUGCCUACAAGGACCAACUGAAGCGGCAAUUGUGUAAGUUUCUUGAUUUGAAAACGUAUUCGAUCAAGCAGGCCUUUGAGGUCUUAGCCUUGAAGUCUGCAAUAGGGGUCCCGGUGAUCACGCUGGAGAGGAUUUUCCUUCACUUCAUGUUCGAGAAGGACAAAGCGUAUGUGCAACAGCAGGCCCACCGAACCUUCAAAGCUAUGGACGCUGAUGGCAAUGGCUACAUCGAGCAAAAAGAGUUCUGCAUGGUUGUGGAGGUGCUCUCCAACCCCAGGAUCUACAUCCCCAUGCGGCCGGUUCCCAGUAUGGCGCGCAGCCGCUUGGGCAAAGGCUUGGUGCACCUCUUCAUGAGUGGGGUGAGGGUGGCGGACUCUCGAUAUUCUUGGCGCGCCAUUAUGGACAUUGUAGUUUUGAUCGAAGUGUUGCUUGCACUGGGUCAGACAAUUGUCUUUGUCUCGCCGCGCUGGGGUGGCAAGUUCCGCGACGCGCCCUUACGACCGCCGAGCUUUUGGUUCAAGUCUUUGAUGGCAACGACGGUAUUCUUUGCAGGGCAGAUUCUGAUUCAGAUGCUGGUGAUAGGCCCAGCGAGGUUCUGGAACCGCUUGCCCUACCGGCACCGGUUUGAUGGGUUGACUAUUUCAGUUCUUUUGACGAUGCAGCUGGCAGCUAUUUUUUGCGACCAUGCGCCAGACUGGCUGGUCCGAACCGUCUUGGUGAUACACAUCGCCCGUGCCAUAUGCCUCAUGUGGUACAUCGAACCAUUUCGAUAUUUAACGGCGCUCCUGGCACGCCUGCUGCCCGUGUACUACCGGUUGGGGCUCCUGCUGUUGAUGGUUAUCGUAGCAUCUUCCGGGACUGAGGAGCAACUGUUUGGAGGGCGCAUGCUGCCUGCGCAACUGAAGGGCAGUGGCUAUGCUGAAGACCAGUAUUGGCCUUUGAACUUCGACGACUUCCCUUCAGGCCUAGUCACUCUCUUCAGCGUCAUGGUGGUCAACAAUUGGUUCGUUCUCGCGGGAGGCUUUAUGCAGGUCACCACACCUUAUGCAAGCAUUUUCUUCGUCUCAUUCUUUGUGAUCGUAAACCUUGUUGUUCUCAACAUCCUCAUCGCGCUUAUCAUUGAUACCUCCGCAGUGGUGCGGGAGGAGAUUGAGGAGAAGCAGCUGAGCUUCACUCGAUAG